UUCCGGCGCGGCGGCGGCGGGGCGGAAGCGGCGGCGCGGACAUGGCGUCGGGCGGCGCCUGCGGCUCCCGCUCCCCUUCUCCCGCCCAGCGCCUCCCCCCUCCCUUCCCCGAGCCCCACGGCGCCGACAGCGACGCGCCGGGAGAGGCCGACAGCGACUCGGAUGGCGAGGACAUCUUUACCGGCACCAGCAAGGCCUCAGCAGCACAGAGGGAGCCCCUGGUGCCUGUGGGCAGCAGCUCCCAGCAGAACGGCGUGGGUGCGGAGCCGGACGAGCAGGACUUGUUUGCAGAUGCCACUGUAGAGCUGACUCUGGACAGCACACAGAACAACCAGAAGAAGGAGCUGGCCAAAGCAUCCAAUCCUGGCCCCUCUUCAGAAGUACCUGCAAGCUCCUCUUCUAGAAACCCUCCACAGAGCUAUGAGGAGCUGGAAGAAGAGGAGCAGGAGGACAAAUUUGACCUGACUGUAGGAGUGAGUGACCCAGAGAAAGUUGGGGACGGCAUGAACGCCUACGUCGCCUACAAAGUGUCCACCCAGACCACCAUGCCAAUGUUCAGGAGCAAGCAGUUCUCAGUCAAGAGGAGGUUCAGUGACUUCCUGGGGCUCUAUGAGAAGCUGUCAGAGAAGCAUGCCCAGAACGGCUUCAUCGUCCCUCCGCCGCCUGAGAAGAGCCUCAUAGGAAUGACCAAAGUGAAGGUUGGGAAGGAAGACUCCUCCUCUGCAGAGUUCCUGGAGAAGAGAAGAGCUGCUCUGGAGAGGUACCUGCGCAGAGUGGUCAGCCACCCCACCAUGCUGCAGGACCCAGAUGUCAGGGAGUUCCUUGAGAAGGAGGAGCUGCCCAGGGCAGUCAGCACCCAGACCCUGAGUGGAGCAGGACUGCUGAAGAUGUUCAACAGAGCCACGGACGCCGUCAGCAAGAUGACCAUCAAGAUGAACGAGUCAGACAUAUGGUUCGAGGAGAAGCUGCAGGAGGUGGAGUGCGAGGACCAGCGGCUGCGGAAGCUGCACGCGGUGGUGGAGACCCUGGUGACCCACAGGAGAGAGCUAGCCCUGAACACAGCUCAGUUUGCCAAGAGCUUGGCCAUGCUGGGCAGCUCAGAGGACAACACAGCCCUCUCCAGGGCCCUCUCCCAGCUGGCUGAGGUGGAGGAGAAGAUUGAGCAGCUGUACCAGGAGCAGGCCAGCAAUGAUUUCUUCGUCCUGGCUGAGCUCCUGGGGGACUACAUCAGGCUGCUCUCUGUGGUGAGGGGAGCCUUUGACCAGCGCAUGAGGAGCUGGCAGCGCUGGCAGGACGCUCAGAGCAUGCUGCAGAAGAAGAGGGAGGUGGAGGCCAGGCUGCUGUGGGCCAACAAACCUGACAAGCUGCAGCAGGCCAAGGAGGAGAUCUCAGAGUGGGAGUCCCGAGUGACGCAGUACGAGAGGGACUUCGAGCGCAUCUCGGCCGUGCUGCGCAGGGAGGUGACUCGCUUCGAGAAGGAGAAGUCCAAGGACUUCAGGAACCACGUCACCAAGUACCUGGAGACACUGCUGACCUCCCAGCAGCAGCUGGUCAAGUACUGGGAAGCCUUCCUGCCCGAGGCCAAGGCCAUCUCCUAGGCAGUGCGGAGCCGGCGCCGUGCGGACCCCGACUGCCUCGCCGGGCACCUCUGCCUCCUCCCGGCCGGGGCAAGGCCUCCUGGCAGCCUCUGGAGGUGCUGCUGGAGCCCUGCCCCUCCCCCCCGCCCCGAGGAGCAGCUUUGCAGCCACUUAACUCUUCUCCGCGGCUGUUUGUCACGUAGCAGCAUCUAUUUUCUUACUGAGACACAGACUUGGAGCGGUUCCUGCCCCGGGCCCUGCGCUGGGGCUGCCCCGGCGCCUGGCUCCCGGGCUGGGGGCUCUCAGGGCUCUUACUGAACUCUCUGACUCCUGCAGUGCCAUUAAACUUCUGGAAUAAAAACUUCUA
Messenger RNA from Dryobates pubescens (Downy woodpecker), 1944 nucleotides. RefSeq names its product sorting nexin 1 (gene SNX1). Gene Ontology annotation, molecular function: phosphatidylinositol binding. The transcript is spliced from 15 exons. Lineage: Eukaryota; Metazoa; Chordata; Aves; Piciformes; Picidae. The record is from RefSeq and is a predicted model, not a curated record. Gene Ontology annotation, biological process: early endosome to Golgi transport; intracellular protein transport. Gene Ontology annotation, cellular component: endosome; endosome membrane. The coding region runs from base 42 to 1598 and encodes 518 amino acids.